Messenger RNA from Acanthocheilonema viteae, 1881 nucleotides. Lineage: Eukaryota; Metazoa; Nematoda; Chromadorea; Rhabditida; Onchocercidae. The record is from the annotation of a GenBank genome assembly.
AUGGAUGUAACAGAAGUAAGUGGAACGAAUGAGUGGGAAAAAAUAGAAGCAUUUUUGGUUGCUGCGCACGAGGCUAAUUAUCAGACAAUCAGUAAUAAUUUAGCUUAUGGUUUAUCAGCAGAUGUUAUGGAUGAUGAUCAUAUCACAGCCUUACAAAUUGCUUCUGCACAAGGUAACUUACCUAUGAUGCAAAUGUUACUAAAUUGCGGUGCAUCGGUUGAUAAAUGUAAUCAUUGUGGAUUUACUCCUUUACUUCAUGCUGCUCGGAACGGAAAAGCUGAAGCAGUUGAAUUGCUAAUCCGACAUGGUGCUGAUCCAUUUAGGACAACAUUUUACGGUACAACAGCUUUAUCAUUAGCAUCUGCUGGUGGUCAUAUAAACGUGAUGGUAAUAUUACGUGAAUAUGUGAGUCAAACACGACGACGUGCUCCAACACCUUUAAUAGCUGCAAUUGGUACAAAGCAAUAUCAAACAGUCAUCCAUUUACAGUUUGCCGGUAUUAUACAACAUCCAUGUCGUGAUAUGUUCUAUGAACUUGAUGCUUUUCAUGUGGCUGAACAAUUGAUGGAUUUGAAAAUGAUAGUACUGUUGCGUGACCUCGAUUUACAGUUGUUGAAUCAACCAGUAAUGCACUGUCUUACUACAAGAACGCCUACUAAUCGAGAAUCACAGAUAAUUGAAAUACCGAGAAAUACUGCAGAUAUUCGAUGUUUGAUACGUGAUCAUCAGGUAGCACUUGUAGAUUGGAUUAUGGAUUUCAAUGAUUUCAGUGGACUACCAGCAGGUACCACACCACUGAUGUUUGCUGCUGUUACCGGCAACGUUUUAAUGGUGAAAACAUUGCUGCAACAUAAUUGCGACAUAAACGCAGCUUUUUACAAUUUUACACCAAUUAUGAUUGCUAUUGUGUGUGGCAAUGAUAUAUUAACACAAUAUUUAAUCAAGAAAGGUGCCAAGCAAACUACAAACGGUUGUCAAUUUUCACUCUUUGAGUUAGCAUCUAAUUCCGAAGGCAUUUCACCAACGACCAUCCAACUGCUCCUGACAAAAUCAGCGCAAAAAAUGUGUCUCAUUGAAAGGAUAUCAAAAAUAGUGCAAAAGAUUUCAGGACGGAGUUCAAUGAGCCAAUCGAUGUGUCACCAGCUAGUUAAAUUAGAAAGAAGUGCUAGCCAAUUGAGUUUUCUGCAGAAAGUUGUUCAAAAUAUGGGCCUAAAAUCAAAUUGGGUACCAGAAGAAUUAUUCGAUGCUCUCGCUUGGCCAGACAGUCCUUGCACUUGUUUUGGAGCCAGCAAUGAAUCACGUAGCCUUAUGGCUACUUCUACUUCACUUUUGGAAGAGAAAAUUAUGGCUAAUGUUGAUGAAGAAGAGCAAUACCGGUGUUUAUUGAGUGAUUGCUUAAAAAAAAGGAUUGGAAAAGACAAUUCUCCUACUCAAUCUUCAAAUUUUGAGCUACCUCCAUCAAUGAUUAACACUAAUUAUUUGCAUAUGCGGCAACAACAGUGCAGUAGCAUCUCGAGACUUCAAUCUGUUCUAUUUCAUUUUGGUUCCGGAUCACCAAAAAACUGUUCAACGACUUCAUCAAAUAGUACAAAUCUAUCAACAAUGUUGACUUCAACUGAUUGGCAGGAUAGUGAAAUUCCAAUGGUCAAAAGUAUCAGUGAAUUAUGUUCGGCUUACAAAUAUGAAAAGAAAUAUUGGGAUUUUCUGAACAGGAGAUGCUCGCCACAUAUGUGUCAGAAGUUAGAGGAACAAGAAGUGGACUGUGAAACUUUCUUGAUGCUUACCAAAGCUGAAUUCAUCUCAUUUGGUAUCAAUCGUUCCGAUGCGCGUAUUCUCAGUAGCAUUCAGAAGAUGUUAAAGGAAGAAUUAAGUAAAAUCUGA